CGUUCCUUUUACAAUUGCGGUGUCACGUUAAGUCUACUUACCACCGCAUCGCCGUGGAAAUUAAUUGGACUAAACUGCAACAUAAAAGUUACGCAUAUUAAUUUAUUUAUUCCUAAGUAUUAAGUGCUCAAACAUAACUUGGUCACGCCAUGGGAAGUAAAAGCGUUGCUUUCCUCAUCAUUUGGAUGUAUUUGGCGAGGAUUUCCACGGGUUUUGUAGCUACAGCUGAGCCAGCAACCACUGAAAAUACUUUCAGUAACAUCACUGCAAACUCUACAGACAGGAUGGAUGACUUCAGUGACAUUGAAUCCAGAUUUGCUCUAAGAAGCAACAAUGAACCCGAUGAUGAUUUGUGUUACAUAAUUCCUGGACAGCCGCAAACCAUUGUAGAGUGUAAUUUCAAUCCUGACACCAAGACUUUCAUAGUGAUUCAUGGAUGGACGGUCACCGGAAUGUACGAAAGCUGGGUAUCCAAACUGGUGACAGCGCUGUAUGAAAGGGAGCCAUCAGCUAAUGUCCUUGUAGUUGACUGGCUUGUACGAGCCCAGCAGCACUACCCGACAUCAGCGGCCUACACCAAACUCGUGGGGAGGGACGUGGCGAAGUUUGUCAACUGGUUACAGGCUGAACUUGAGUACCCAUGGGAGAAGCUGCAUCUCCUAGGCUACAGCCUGGGUGCACAUGUAGCAGGCAUUGCAGGACUCCUUACUAAAGACAAAGUCAACAGGAUCACAGGCUUGGACCCGGCUGGACCGAGCUUCGAGUAUGCAGACGCCCAAAGUACGCUGUCCCCUGAUGACGCCCUGUUUGUGGAUGUGCUCCACACCAACACUCGCGGCUCCCCAGACCGUAGCAUUGGGAUCCAGAGGCCCGUGGGCCACAUCGACUUCUACCCCAACGGAGGAACCUUUCAGCCUGGAUGUGAUCUGCAGAACACCAUGAUGAUGGUAGCCACCACAGGCUUGAGAAACAUGGAUCAGAUUGUGAAGUGCUCCCAUGAGCGCUCCAUCCACCUCUUCAUCGACUCGCUGAUCAAUUCGGAGCAGGAGAGCAUGGGCUACCGCUGCAGCUCCAAGGAGACCUUCAACAAGGGUGUCUGCCUGAGCUGCCGCAAAAACCGCUGCAACAAGGUGGGCUACGGUGUGAACAAGGUGCGCAGCCGCAGGAGCAGCAGGAUGUACAUGAAGACCAGGGACAUGAUGCCUUUCAAAGUUUUCCAUUACCAAGUAAAAGUCCAUUUCUUUGGCAAGACCAAGAUAAGCUACAAUGACCAACCCAUGAAGAUUUCCCUAUAUGGCUACUCUGGAGAGAAGGAAAAUAUUCCCUAUGUCAUGCCGUCUCUGAACACCAACACCACUGUGUCCUUUCUGCUGACCACGGAUGUGGACAUUGGGGAACUGCUGAUGGUGAAGCUGGUUUGGGAGAAGGACAUGCUCAUCAGCUGGCCAUGGUGGAGCGCAGACACUCUCCACAUCCGCAAACUACGCAUUAAGUCUGGGGAAACCCAGUCCAGAGUGAUCUUUGUGGCCAAAGACGGUGAGUUCUCCUACCUCACCCGUGGAGGAGAUGCAGCAGUGUUUGUGAAAGACAAAGAGGCCCAGUCAAGCCACAAAAGUGAAAGAUUACACAAGCUGAGGAUGCAAGGCAGCUCCUUUACAAAGAGCUCCAAGGAGUGAUUCAGUUUCUCUGGAACCCGAGAGGAAGUUGCUGGGAACUAGACCAGUAGAGACUGCCAGUUUCAGUAUGUUCUGAUUCCAAAGGGGGUCACUAAAUAGUAGCAAUCAUCUCUCCAGAAAACCCCUUGUCUGCAAGUAUGACCUGCAAGGACCUGUACGCUUAAUAAGUUCUAACUGCCGAGCAGUUUGAACCGAGAAGCCACUUCUAACACCACUCAGUAUUUUAUUUUCUCAAAAUUCAGUGACUGAUCAGAAGUCACUGGAGCAUAGUGCAUAGAAUCGGAACGAUCUGGAAAAUACUAACAUCUCUUUCGCAAGUCUUGCCCCUAAUGCCAACACUCUGAUUUUAAUGGCUGAAUCACAUGAGACAGAAAAGAAGGAUUCGAUCCUGAUCACUUCUCAUUGGCUAUGAAAUAUUAUUUUUUCAAAUGAAAGAUAGAAGUCUUUUAUUUUUAUGCAAUAUUUACAUGUACUUAUAUGUAAGUAAACUGUUACACUGUUAUAACUGUAGUGAAUUUCUGUCUGCUUUGGUCAAGCCAAGGCACAUUUAAAUAAACCGUGUGCUAUAUGCGCGAGAGGGAAAGUGAGUGUCCCGCUGAGCUGUACUUAGCUGACAGGGAUUUUGUGAUUCGUCAUAGUUGUAUCGUGACCCCUGCAAGGUGUCCGACAAGCUCUGUGGUGAGGCCCUCUACUUUCAGCCAAUGCAUCUCCACUGAUAAAUAAUUCACUACAUCUGAUGACUUACUUGGCUACAAAGCUGUAAGAUGUCAAAUGCCGAGUGUUCUCCAGGCACCCUGACGCACUUGACAUUGCUGUAUGAAGGCAGUUUGUAAUGCUGUGAUGGCAGGCUUUGCAAAUAGUGGUCAUAUUGAGGUAUUUAGGGGGUAAGACCCACUGCUGUAUUGGGGGCUGGUUACGAGUACAAUGAAAGAAAAACAGAAUUUACACUAAACAUGGCAUAUUCAAGUUUCGAUCUAGUUUUUUUUUUUUUUCUGAGCAGGUUUCUGUUUCAGAAACUGGAACACCUUACAACUAGAUAUUUUUUAUUGUGCCGUUAGUUUCACUGAGAAAUAGUCUAAGUGUACUACCAAACAGUUCCACUAAAACCUAUAUGUUAAUUAACACUUUAGUAGCUAGUUCGAAUCUUCCCAGGGACAGUUGCAGCUCUGUUUGUUGAUGGUGCAAGUCUGUUUCUCCUGUAGAAGGAUAGUUGUCUGAUUUUUGCUACAGUUUUAAAAAUGGAAUCACAAAGGAUUGAUUGCUAACUACCAAAUUACAUGACCAAAUACUUUCUCAACUAAAUUUACAUAUGGAAAUUAUGCAUGUAAAUAUUUUUACUUGGUUUAUAUCUUGAAAUUUACACUUUUUUAUUUUACAUUUGGUUGUUGUCUUUUGCACCGAUCACUUUAUUGGUUUAACCCCCUUUGAUGAAUUCAGCGCUUAAAGCUAUUUGUUAAGGAGUUCAUCAUUUUGAUAUUUUAUUUUUCAAGUACAGCAGACAAAAUUGCUCGAGGUUUUGACUGAUUCUGUUUUAAACAAUGGAAUUUUGUGAAUUCACGGACUAAAGUAUGACAUUGAGUGCUGGGCCUUUAGUCUAAUCUUUUACUGUUGCUUUAAAAGAUAAACUAUGAAACAAUAAGGGUAUUAUUGGUAUUGUAUUCAUGUCAAAGACAGAUUAAACUCUUCAGAGAUAUGUUUAUAGUUUUUAAUGAUACAUCCAGGGCUUGGUUGGUUUAUCUUUUUGUUAAAGUAGCCAAGAGAACUUUUUUUGAGGAAAGACUAGAAAUAUACAUGCUCUCCAAUCCCUUAUAGAAAUCCCCUUCAGGAAUGACUGUCCCACAUAAGGACCAUAAAUACAAAAAAAAUAUUUAUUGAUUGUGUAUAUUUGUACAUUAGGCUUGUAUUAUGCCAUGCUUGUCUCAUCCUCUUUACAAGUGACAUACAUAUCUUUAUUUUUAGAAACAAAUGAGUAUGAUUGAUACACUCUGCUUGGAGGAAUCAAUCUCAUUAUUCUUUGCAUCACCUUCAUUAGAUUAAUACGCAAUGCACUGUAUAAAUAUUUAUACUUUAUUAAACAGAGGAUAUUACAUAUCAA
Electrophorus electricus (electric eel) is the source of this 3771-nucleotide messenger RNA. RefSeq names its product lipoprotein lipase a (gene lpla). The record is from RefSeq and is a predicted model, not a curated record. Gene Ontology annotation, molecular function: apolipoprotein binding; lipoprotein lipase activity. Gene Ontology annotation, biological process: very-low-density lipoprotein particle remodeling; lipid catabolic process. Lineage: Eukaryota; Metazoa; Chordata; Actinopteri; Gymnotiformes; Gymnotidae.